GUGUCGACAGCAGUACGAUAGUCGAGAACUAAGAUAUACUUUGAAGCAGAGAGAUAAAGAUACCUGGAUUACGCCUGAUUGUGGGCAUUACCUACACAUACAUGUCCUUUACCUCCUCCUGCACUUGAUCUCUCGGCUACCCUACAACAGCUUCAAUCAUGGCCCUUCAUAAUAAUGGCCUUCUUCAAGCGAACAGUGCUUUCAUCAACGGGAAAUGGCUGCAAGCGAAGGAUGACCAAUUAUUUGAUGUUUUAGAUCCGGCAACAUGGACGCCAAUCGCUGCGGUCCCAGAUCUUACACAGGCAGAGUGUAUUAAAGCUGUUCAGUUUGCAGACUCCGCGUUGCACAAGCUGUCCGCAAUGACAGGGAAACAUAGGGGACAGCUCCUGCGUGAAUGGUUUCGCCUAAUUAUGCAAGCAAAGGACGACCUAGCAGAUAUCAUCACCGCCGAGAACGGCAAGACUAUAUCUGAGGCUCGAGGAGAAGUCUCAUAUGCAGCAGAUUUCGUUGACUGGUAUGCUGGUGCUGCCCCUCGUGUUCAAGGCACGGUUGUCGAAUCCUCCGACUCCACCAAGCGGGUACUUGUUAUUAAGCAACCAGUCGGUGUCGUGGGUAUCAUAACGCCGUGGAACUUUCCAGCUGCAAUGAUUACACGAAAAGUUGCUGCGGCGUUAGCAGCAGGCUGUUCUUGCGUAGUCAAGCCAGCCCCUGAAACCCCUCUCACUGCUCUUGCCUUGGCAUCUCUUGCCGCUCAGGCAGGAUUCCCCCCUGGCUCGUUCAACAUUGUCACAACAAAGGCGCAUACUAUUGACAUCGGUCGAGUACUGACGCAACAUCCAAUUAUACGAAAGUUCUCCUUCACAGGGUCUACUGCCAUUGGAAAGCUUCUCGCUAGUCAGUGUACCACCACUAUGAAGCGUGUUAGUCUAGAGCUGGGAGGCAACGCACCUUUCGUCAUCUUUGACGAUGCAGAUCUUGAGGCGGCGGCUGAAGCAAUCAUGGCCAGCAAAUUCCGGCUUUCUGGGCAGACAUGCGUCUGCACUAACCGAGUCUAUGCUCAAACGGGCAUCUAUCAAGAAUUAGCCUCCAUACUUGCCGCAAAGGUCAAGUCCUUGAUUCUAGGUCCUGGGGGCGACGCAAACACAACUAUUGGCCCCUUGAUUACGAAGACUGCUGUCGCCCGCGUAGAGGGUCAUGUCAAGGAUGCAUUCUCAAAAGGAGCCAAGGUGAUAGUAGGUGGAAGAAGAGCACCGAGCCUCGGUGAUGCAUUCUUUGAGCCUACUCUCCUUGUUGAUGUUCCUGCGGACGCUUUAUGCGCACAAGAAGAAACUUUUGGCCCAGUACUUCCGUUGUUCAAAUUCGAAAGUGAUCAAGACGCCAUCAACCUGGCAAAUGACACUAAUUUUGGUCUGGCUGGUUACUUUUUCACCGAGAACGUUCAUAAGGCCUGGACAGUGGCUGAGAAGAUGGACGUCGGAAUGGUUGGUGUCAAUACAGGUCUAAUAAGUGAUGUUGCAUCCCCUUUUGGAGGCGUAAAAGAGAGUGGUCAAGGACGAGAGGGGUCGUAUCUGGGGGUUGAAGAGUUCCUCACGGUGAAGAGUAUUAGUUUUGGGAUUAAAGCUUGACAAAUUACUUUGUCAGUUUUCCUGUUGCGACGUAAAUAGGGACUGUCUGGGCGUCCCUCAACAUUUGAUGGAUGGCUCUCAAGAUAGGGCUGACGCUUUCCGAGGUCGGUUUUCAUGGCACCCACAGAGUUUUGAGUGUUAGAAAUGGAAUAAAAUAAAGCCAACGGUCUUGAU
Messenger RNA from Fusarium oxysporum Fo47, 1799 nucleotides. Its product is annotated as Aldehyde/histidinol dehydrogenase. The coding region runs from base 159 to 1625 and encodes 488 amino acids. Gene Ontology annotation, molecular function: succinate-semialdehyde dehydrogenase (NAD+) activity. The record is from RefSeq and is a predicted model, not a curated record. NCBI's taxonomy places the organism in Eukaryota, Fungi, Ascomycota, Sordariomycetes, Hypocreales, Nectriaceae. The transcript is spliced from 5 exons.